Messenger RNA from Prorocentrum cordatum, 2262 nucleotides. The record is from the annotation of a GenBank genome assembly. Lineage: Eukaryota; Dinophyceae; Prorocentrales; Prorocentraceae.
GGCUUGCCCAACCCUGCCUUCAGCAGCCCCAUCGCCGAAGCGAUGAUCACGAACGGGCUGCUUUGGGACAUGGGGACGAGUAAGGUGUCGGAGAUUAUCGGCCAUGAGGUCAAGGACUACCAGAAGGCAGUCGUGGAGUCGCACAUCCUAGAGAGAGUGAAUGAGGAUACUGCCCCAUCGCCAGCGACGCCUAGUUCGAUCUCCAUCGCCAGUGGAAGCGUUGCGUCGGGCUCUUCAGCACAGACCCUGCAGAGCACCGAGAAGCAGAAAGGCAAGGGCCGCGGUCGUGGCAAGGGCAAGGGGUCGCCAGCUGCAAAGGUCCAUGAGGUGCAAGAGGUGGGGAAGACCUAUGCCGAGAGCGUUGACUACCUCAUGGGCUACCUUAGGAAGAUCAACGCGGACGACCCCCACAUUGAGACCCACAAGAAGUUGUUCACGUUCGCUGCCCUGAGGGGGCAAGUCAUCUUGGACGGCAAGGCCGUCGGGAAGGAGCAGGUCGUGAAGAAGUUCAGCAUGCUCAGGAAGAUCAUCAAGAGGCAGGUGUACAACACUGCGAAGCUUGCUGGCCCUCGGGUUACCGACGUUGGCUUCCCGCAUGGUUUGGGUCCAACCGAUGGUGGCGAUGCUUCGCAAUGCAGGUCGAUCGCUAAUAUUCCUGAGGAGGUCGCCGAGAACAUGAUGGUAGAGCAGCUGCCUUUCGUCAAGAAGGUCCUGGACUACUUCAAGAUGAACCCGAUAUCUGCCAGCAUCGACUGCCACAUGGCGCCAGCGAGGAUCUCCAACGAGGUGAUGAUGGAGAUGUGGACUUACACCGACGCAGACACGACACCUACGAAGCUGCUGGUGGAAGGCAUCGUGCCGACGACGCGUGCUAAGGUCUUGCAGGUUCUCCCGUGCGAGUUCGACGAGGCGAUCGACCAGUGCGAGGCUCUGCUCCAGAAUAAUGAAAGUGUCAAGCAGCGGGUUUCCGAGAGCGGUUCACAACUGGAGGCCUUCAAGGAGGUGCUCAACAUGAAGAUCAAUUCGGCCGUCGCGAAGCACGUUCGAGUGCAGCUCCUUGCCAAGGUCGUUCAGCACUUAGGGACGAUGAACUUCAAGCGUAAAGUUGGGGAUGAGGUCAAGAUGGAUCCAUGGGUAUCGAGCUUCGUCAGUUCCUUGCUGAAGGUUGCGUGCGAGUCCCACGCCGUCAACUCCAAGAUGGCCCCCGUCAUGGCUGAUGACGUGACCAAGAUGACCCCCGUCAUAGAGAUCUACACGAAGGCUGCCAUGCCAUGGGAUGAGUUCGUGAAGGUGUGGAUCGAUAAGAUUAACAAGAUGUCCCAAGUGAUUGCGGAGGUCGACGUCGACGGCGUCAGGAAGAGCCACGACGCCACCAUGGAUGAGUUGAAGAAAAUGGACAUGGCACAGCUUUCCCGAGCUAUGUGGGCGCAAUUCGAGAGCACGUUCGAGUACGGCAUGACGAAGGCUAACGCCAUCUCAGCCUACCAGAAGCAGUACAACGUGACGGGGUUGCAGAACGCGAAGUUCCAGAAGGAGCUCGCGGUGCUCGAGUGGCUCAGCGGGGGCACCGUCGGCGCGGCGAAAGCAGACGAGGAGGCGGAGUUCAAUAUCACUGGCGUUGAGGAGAGGCUCUUGGUUGGUAAGGUGCAGACGCACCUGAACGAGCUCAACAUGAUGCACGUGCAGAACGGCUUCGAGGGGUCCGACAAGCCCGACGCCGACAUGAUCCAGUGCGGCAAGGAAGCGCGCCCCGUGCUGAGCCAGACGUCCGAGGGCAAAGUCGCGAUCCCAUACUGGGGCCGCGUCCAGACCCAGGCAUACGGGCAGACGAUGCACCCCAAGAACACGAUUCCCAUGGAGGUCGCGGUGGAUGGCACGCCUGAGGUCAAGAGCCUCCUCUUCCUCGACGGCCUCCUGUACAAUAACGGGGAGUCGACGGAGUUUUGCCCAGCGUGGAUCGCCGCUGUCUGGGCUCCGCCGAAGAAGGCGAAGGAGAAAGAGGGCGCCUCUGCAAAGGGCAAGAAGCGCAAGGCUGAGGAGUCCGUCGUCGAGCGCGGGCCUCUGGCUAGCCACGUGCUGAAGUACACGGUCCAAUCGUUCGAGGUCGGUGCGAAGAAGUACAACGUGUCCAUCCCCGUGCCGGAGGCGGCCGACAUGCAGUCGACGGCGCCGUUCCCUGUCAUCCGCGGGAGGGUGGGCCGCGACGACUGCGAGAAGCAGGAGGCCAUCCGCUCGGGGAAGGCUGGCUUCGCCCAAGGCUGA